AAAAAAAACACAAAUACACAAAUGUUAGGCUUUCAAUUUCAGUACGUUCUAUUUCCAUUUUAACAACAUCACUGAGUUCUUACCGGCACAGACACAAUCGCCGUUCAUGAAUUCCCCUCCGGCGAAGUCCAAGCAAUCAAACGGCGCUCCACCGUCGUUGUUAGUCCUCCUUGAUGAACUCAUUUCAGAAAUUCUUUCACGGCUUCCUGUCAAAACUCUAAUGCAAAUAAAAUGUGUUUGCAAGUCAUGGAAAACCCUAAUCUCCGAUCCCGCCUUCGCCAAAUUGCACCUUCAGCGAUCGCCAAAAAACACUCACUUCUUACUGAUACCAGAAUGGUCUAUGCCUGACGAGGAUUGGGAUUGCAGUGUCGUACCCUUUACCGUAACUGAUUUGAUAGAGAGCCCAUUGCUCAUCAUUGGCAACUAUCGAUUGAGGUGUAUCACCAUUUCCUAUGAUCAUCGGUCUCACUACCGAUUGAGGAACAUGGAUUGCUGGAAGAUAGUUGGUUCAUGUAACGGAUUGCUCUGCUUGAUCGGUGGUUCUGAUCCUUUGGCUAUUGAGAAUCAAACCUGGUUCCGUUUUUGGAACCCAGCCACGAGGACAUUAUCUGAAAAAUUAGGUUAUCUAAGUCUAGCUAACUCUUACAGGUUCACAUUCGGUUAUGAUGUUUCAACUGACUCUUAUAAGGUCUUGGCUUUCUCUACAAACAAGGUGAAAGUUUUUAGUUUGAGUGACAAUGUUUGGAAAAACAUUGAAUGUUUUCCAUCUGUACCUUUUGGCCUUCAUCCUAGUAGUCUCCGUUACCCAUUUGUGAAUAAUGGCGUGUAUAUAAGUGGUACUAUUAACUGGCUGACUAUUCGAAAUAAGACUGAAUAUGAGUGGAAUGACAUUACCAUUGAGCAAUUUGUGAUUGUCUCGCUCGAUCUUGCCACGGAGACUUACCAGGAGUUGUUGCCACCUCGGGGUUUUGUUGAAGUACCACCUGUCGAGCCAUCUGUAAAUGUGUUGAUGGACUGUCUUUGUUUUUCUCACCGUGCCAAGGGAACUCAUUUUGUUAUAUGGAAAAUGAUGGAAUUCGGAGUUCGAGAGUCUUGGACUCUAUUCCUCAGAAUUAGUUUUCAAAGUCUUCGAAUUUACCAUGGCAUUGAUGAUUGGCUGGCAUAUGGUUCUCAAUUGUUUCUGUUCCCUUUGUAUUUUUGUGACAGUAGCGACACACUGAUUAUUGCAAGCAACCAAGGAGGUGAUGGUUUUUACAACCAACAUGCAAUUGUCUAUAAUUGGAGAAAUAAUAUAGUAGAGGAAAUUACAUCAAACCACAAUGAUAUAUUGUGGUUUUAUACCAAGGGUUAUAUUGAAAGCUUGGUUUCGACCUGUCCAAAGACCACACCAUCAACUUCAAGCACAUAUGGUAUUGUUGACGGUUGAUGGUUUGGUAGGAAGAAAGGAAAAAAGCAAUAUUGAAGUUAUAUUUUCUUCUGAUUUAGUGCUCAUUUGGCAGGAAGAAAGGAAAAAAGUAUUAUUGGAGCUAUAUUUUCUUCAGUUUUAGUAAUCAUUUGGUAUAAGAUGUUUAUGGCUCUCUUGAUUCCUCUUUUGGACCCCUUUGUAAGUGUAUAGAAUUUACCGCAAAAUAUGUUUUGUUUUUCAAUUGUACUCCUAUUUGUGUAAGAGAGCCACUCGGAAGAAUUAUUGUUGCUUAAACAUCCAACUGUUUUACGAUGAUAUCAACCUUGGUUUUGGCAACACAAAUUUUAUUAUGUACAUGUGAUCCUCCCCAAGCCCAGCGGUACAUUAAACCACUAGCGUUGAGACACCUUUAGUUUUUGUUGCAGAAGAAUGAACUCUAAAACUUGUCUGAGCACAAUUGCAGUUAUCUUUGGAUUGUCUAAAAGUACAUUCUUUGCAAUACAUUAAAAUAUUUUUCUCAUCAUUUAAAAUGACACUGUUUGGUAUCAUAUUGGUGAUGGUAAUGUUGUUUAUAAUGACGAGUGUGUGAGUUGGCUCAACUUGAGGGAACCUAACUCGGUGGUUUAUAUAUGCUUUCGGAAUCUGUAUAGUCUCGUUAGGGAGCAUUAUUUGGAGAUAGAGAGUUGGAUUGCGGUGUAUGGUUCAUUUGGAUGAUGCUUGAGGAUGACGAUGGGUUCUGUGUGGUUGUAUAGGGUUUCAAUUUCAAGAGAGGGAUGUGUUUCACACAGGUUGAUCUCGAAGCACCCUGCAGUUGGAGAAUUCUUAAUUCAAUGGUUAAAAUUAAGUUGCGGAGGGGAUAGGCGCUGGAGUGACCAUUAUCUAAUCUUCGAGAGAUUUUGUCCACUUCAUUGGCUUAAAACACAA
This is a messenger RNA of Vicia villosa (hairy vetch), 2329 nucleotides long. Its product is annotated as F-box/kelch-repeat protein At3g23880-like. The transcript is spliced from 2 exons. Gene Ontology annotation, molecular function: protein binding. NCBI's taxonomy places the organism in Eukaryota, Viridiplantae, Streptophyta, Magnoliopsida, Fabales, Fabaceae. Bases 107 to 1426 code for a protein of 439 amino acids. The record is from RefSeq and is a predicted model, not a curated record.